Oryza brachyantha (malo sina) is the source of this 1467-nucleotide messenger RNA. RefSeq names its product sulfite oxidase-like. Gene Ontology annotation, cellular component: mitochondrion. The transcript is spliced from 12 exons. Gene Ontology annotation, molecular function: molybdopterin cofactor binding; molybdenum ion binding; oxidoreductase activity. The record is from RefSeq and is a predicted model, not a curated record. Lineage: Eukaryota; Viridiplantae; Streptophyta; Magnoliopsida; Poales; Poaceae. The coding region runs from base 38 to 1231 and encodes 397 amino acids.
AGAGAGAGAGAGAGAGAGAGAGACGGAGCAGGCAGCGAUGGCGGGAGCACUGCGAGGCCCCUCCGAUUACGCCCAGGAACCCACCCGUCACCCCUCCCUGCGCAUCAACGCCAAGGAGCCCUUCAAUGCCGAGGCGACAAGGCGGGACCUCGUCGCGUCCUACAUCACCCCCGUGGAUCUCUUCCUCAAGAGGAACCAUGGACCCAUCCCCAUCCUCGACGACAUCGCCAGUUACUAUGUGAGCAUCGGCGGUUUGGUAGACAGGCCAGCGAAGCUUACUCUGGAUGACAUCAAGAGGCUUCCCAAGUACAAUGUCACUGCCACUCUUCAGUGUGCAGGGAACAGGAGGACUGAAAUGAGCAAGAGCAGGAAGGUGAGGGGCGUCGGUUGGGAUGUCUGCGCUCUGGGGAAUGCGACAUGGGGAGGAGCUAAGUUAUCUGAUGUUCUUCAGCUCAUUGGUGUUCCAUAUCAUACUGAAAUUACUCUAUCAGGAGGAAAGCAUGUUGAGUUCACUAGUGUGGAUCAGUGUCCUGAGGAAAAGGGCGGCCCUUACAAAGCAUCGAUCCCCUUAGGCCAUGCAACAAACCCUGCAGCAGAUGUACUGGUUGCCUAUGAAAUGAAUGGUGAGGUGCUCAAGCGUGAUCAUGGAUACCCUCUCCGCGUCGUUGUUCCAGGUGUCAUUGGUGCUCGUUCUGUUAAAUGGUUGAACAGAAUUGAUAUAAUUGAGGAAGAGUGUCAGGGUUUCUUCAUGCAAAAGGAUUAUAAAAUGUUCCCUCCAUCAGUUGAUUGGGACAAUAUUGUGUGGUCAACCAGGAAGCCACAAAUGGACUACCCAGUUCAGUCUGCCAUAUGCUCUUUGGAAGACACGAAUGCCAUUAUUCCAGGAGAGGUGACUGUCGCUGGAUAUGCACUGUCAGGAGGUGGCCGAGGAAUUGAGAGGGUGGAGAUAUCCACCGACGGUGGCAGGACUUGGUCUGGCGCUGUCCGGUACCAAAAGGAAGGCGUACCAUACGUUCCUGGGGACGUAACCAGUGACAAGUGGGCUUGGGUUCUCUUCAAGACUGUCAUCGAUGUAAGAGGUGACACGGAGAUCAUUGUGAAAGCGGUUGAUUCUGGUGCAAAUGUGCAGCCUGAGAGCGUGGACACUAUAUGGAACCUUAGAGGGAUUCUGAACACAUGCUGGCACCGUGUUCGGCUUCUGACAAUACACAACCUAAGAAGCCUUUUGUGAUGAUCCCACACAUACAGCUAACUAGUAUUAUCUGCUUGAUUAGAAUCUGCAUCAGAGAAAAAAGAGACAAGAGAGACCAAUAAUAUUGUCUAGUAUGAAAGAAAAAAUGGUUGACUGUCUUGGAUGUUUUAAUAAAAUCCCGUGCCACCUUGUUAUGCUAUUCUUUUUUAGUAACAAAUGUGCGUAUAUGAAAUUAUGAGUAAAGGCUUGAUCAAUUUCUUGUCAGAAUCUGUUCA